This is a messenger RNA of Dictyostelium purpureum, 192 nucleotides long. RefSeq lists its product as uncharacterized. NCBI's taxonomy places the organism in Eukaryota, Evosea, Eumycetozoa, Dictyosteliales, Dictyosteliaceae. Bases 1 to 192 code for a protein of 63 amino acids. The transcript is spliced from 2 exons. The record is from RefSeq and is a predicted model, not a curated record.
AUGAUUUUUAAUUCAAUUAUCUCUCUAUCAAGCACUGGUUCAUCAAUGAAAUCUGGUAUUGCCUCAAGUUUGGUAUCAGACUCCUAUGGUGAUAAUGAUAUUGCUGCAUUGGUUAAGCGUGAACCAACUAAUUGGUCCAAACCAACCCCAAAACAUCACCAGAAACCCCAUAAAAAACACUGGGGUUGUUAA